AUGGUCCCAUCGAUUUGGACGAGCUUAGUUUGCCUGCUUAGCUUUAGCUACGCGGAACCAGAUGUCCUUUCUUCGCAGCAGCUGCGAAUAGGUCCAGGAACGAAAAGUUCCCUGCGCAAAGAUGGAGGUCUUCAACAGCCGUUCUACAGAUCUGCAAAUGGAUGGACAAAGCUUACUUACGACGAGGAUCCACUGGAGUUAGCAUUCAAGGUUGAUGGUCGCACGGCUCGAAUAGGUGGUGCUUCGCGAACAUUUUACAAUUCCACUUAUGCCGAAGUAUCUUCCAACCUCAUGGUUGAUGACGUUCCUCGUGUUUCACUGAAGCGAAUUUUCAGCUUCCCUGCCGAGUCGGUCUUCAGAUCUGAAUUCCGCUUGACAGCUUUGAGCUCCCUGUCCGGUGUGCAGUUGUGGAUGGGCACGUCAGAUGACUGGAUCGGCACGACCGACGAACCGACAAAAGAGCAAGGUGAAUUCCGCAUGGGCAGCUUCGCCUCUGCAGCGCAUGGAAAUGUGCUCCACGUGUUCUCCGGUGAGGAGGACGUCUUUUUCUUCUCGACUCAUCCUGAAAGCCGUGCCAUCAUCCUUGCUCACUACGGGCACUGGAGCGACGUAGUUGGCGUGACUGCGUCAGAGUUGCACUCGUCGCAGUCAGAUGGGGCAUAUGGAAUUUAUGUGCCGGUGGGGCCUUUUGCCCAUGGCGAAGCCAAGUCUGUGAGCAUCUAUUUCGCUGCAGCAGCUGGUCAGCGCUUAACGGAGCUCCUCCAUGAAACAGAGGCUGCACGUGACAAAGACAUUACUACAACGUCAACGACAACAACCACUACUGCAGCACCGCUUGUCCUGCAGACGCCUGCGCUGAGACUGGCUUUCCUGCCGGGAGGAGGUCUCGGGCAGCCGUUCUACAUGUCCAGCAGACGUGGUUGGACCAAGUUGACAUACAACAACCAAAACCUGGACUGCAGCGUGAAGGUGAAUGGCCACUUAACCGACAUGGGUGGCAAUGUUGCUCUGGACUUCAAGAACGCCAGCUACGCCCGAGCAAGUGGAGCGUUAUCACUGUCUGGGACGCCGCAGGUGCAGCUCACCAGAACGUAUAGCUUCCUUGGCAAUGGCCGGGUCUUGAAAGCCCACUUCCAGGUCGUGGCCUUGCAGGGCGUGUCCAACGUGCAGGUUUGGAUGGGAACUUCAGAUGACUGGAUCGGGACAUCGGAUCGGCCAACGAAGGUCCAAGGUGUCUUCCGCGGAGGCGAGUUCGUGCCAACUCCACACGGCCGCAUCUUGCGGGUCCACUCAGGCGAGGAGGAUGUCUUCGUGUAUUCGACUCAUCCCGACAGCCAUGCCAUCAUACUGUCCCACUAUGGCCAGUGGGAUGACGUGCUGGCUGCUACGCAAUCAGACCUCCACUCCUCGACUUCGGAUGGGGCCUAUGGCAUCUACGUGCCUCUGGGGAGAAUGGCUGCCGGGGAGAGCAAAUCUGCGAGUGUCUACUAUGCCGCGGCAGAUGCGGAUCGUUUAGCAGAGCUUCUCAGGGAUGCCAGUGUAGCUGCACAUGAAGAUGAUACCACCACGACCACGAGUACAACACCUCCUCCGGUGGCGCAUAUCUUGAAAUCGUCGACGUUGCAGUUUGCGCUGCUCGAAGAAGGAGGCCUGGGCGGACCUCUUUACCGUUCCGAGCUCAUGGGCUGGACGAAGUUGACCUACAACCAUCAGAACUUGGACUGCACUGUCAAGGUGAACGGUCGAGUGGUCGACUACAGCAGUGAUCCACGCGAAGUGUUCUUCAGCAACUCGAGCUACGCUACGUCUAUUUCGCGGUUGAAAUUGGAUGGAAGUGAAGUAGCAGUUCUGACGCGGGUUUACAGCUUCCUGGAAGAUGGCCUUGUCUUCCGAGCUCAAUUCACGGCUGUCGCACUGGCUGAGAUAUCAAGUCUGGAGGUGUGGAUGGGAACGUCUAAUGACUGGCUUGGGAGCACUGACCGACCCACCAAAGAACAAGGUGCCUUCCACGGCGAUGUCUUUACUCCCGUCCCACAGGCAUGCAUUCUACGUGUGCGCUCCAGAGAAGAGACGUUGUUCUUCUUUUCCAACCACCCUGACAGCCAUGCUCUCAUUGUCGAGCAGCCCGCGCGCUGGCAGGACGUGUAUGCCCUUACGUCGUCUUCAACAGAAGCAUCUGUGGCCGAUGGCGCUUAUGGGAUCUACGUGCCCUUUGGAAAAUUCGGGUUGGGCGAGACCAAAUCCGCGAGCUUCUUCUACGGAGCGACGGAGGCAGAUCGCCUGGUCGACCUCAUGCCCGCAACCGCAAGAGUUUUCCGAACUUAUCCCAUGAUGCCGAGCAGAAGCAACCUCUUGGUGCAAGACUACGAGCAGUGCACAGAAGGAUCAGCCAACUCAUCCGUGGAUUGCACAAAAGCAGAUUUUUGCUGGAAUCACAUGGCGGUCGUGCACAGUAACUGCCGAGUGCUUUAUGUAUCGACGAUGAGCAUCAGCGAGCUGAAGAAGUACAUUUGUGGGAAGUCAACGUGUGCUGCAGCUGCCAGGAUUGCUCAGAGAAAAUGCGGCCGAACCUAUGCGAUAGAUACGAGUUGGCUGGCACCGGUGUUUUUCUACUACGACAGAUAUUGCAGUGACGAAUUUCACGUAACAGACCUCGUGAACGACCAGAGCAGCUGCGAACUGUCGCUGCUGGACCGGCUGCAUGGCUUUUGUGAACGAGUGAUGAACUGCUACACAGAAGCCGGUGCUUUUGCGCGAAACUGCAGAUUGGAUCAAGCAACGAUGCAGGAGGUCCAAACAGUUGUUGAAAGCAAGGGUUGCGCAGAUGCGGCAGAGCACGUGCUCGAUUUAUGCGGAGAUUAUGAUAGUGUACGACGUACCACCACUGCGAUGAAGCAGUACCGGAGAUUCUUCCAGCAGUCCGGAGUGGCAGCGCUGCCCUCUCCGCCAGGUCUGACUCCGUGGCCGACAAACACGUCGCACUUCCUGACACCGGCCUACGAGCGCUGCACCAUGACUACAGACAUCACGGAGAGGAACAGUGAGGAAUGUAGCAAGGCCGUGCAUUGCCACAGCCUCCUCUCAGCAGCGACGACAGCUUGUGACGUGAUUUGGCUGCCGUCGAUCGGUGUCUCAUCGCUGGCUGACCAUGUCUGUGGCAGAUCCCUCUGCGGCUCUUUUGCGGUGCGUGUCGAGGCCGAGUGUGGCCACUUCCACCGGGCCAGAAGUGUCUUCGGCCCGGUGAUGUCCUACAGGCGCAAGUACUGCCCAGACUUGGGUCACACAGACAUGAUCAACGACCUCUUCGUGUGCAGACUGACGCCGAAGAACAGCAGCACCCGACCUCACUGUGCUCCUCAACGGCACAGUGGAUUGAGUGCCGUCAGCACAGAUCUCAAGGUUUGUCGGUUUGAUUACGAGCACCAGAGGUAG
Messenger RNA from Symbiodinium sp. CCMP2456, 3432 nucleotides. The record is from the annotation of a GenBank genome assembly. NCBI's taxonomy places the organism in Eukaryota, Dinophyceae, Suessiales, Symbiodiniaceae.